UUUUCUUUCUUCCUCCUAUCAGACUCUACCAGUUUCCCAUCCCUUCACAAUGAGACAGGGCUGGGUUCAUUUCUUCCCUUCACCCUGUAGUUGAUAUUUCUAAAUGUGGAGAAAGUGCUGGAUUAGAGAUGGCAGAUAGUGUCAAGAUCUUCCUUAAUGAUGUCAUCAGGGGAAUUAAAGAUUCCAUAUGGGGGAUCUGCACUAUCUCCAAGCUGGAUGCUCGGAUCCAGCAGAAAAGAGAGGAACAGCGAAAAAGGAGAGCAAGCAGUGUCCUUGCCCAGCGAAGAGCACAGACUGAGGAGAGGAAGCAAGAGACUGAACCGCGGAUAGUAAGUCGAAUAUUUCAAUGUUGUGCGUGGAAUGGAGGUGUAUUCUGGCUUAGUCUCUUCUUGUUCUAUCGAGUAUUCAUCCCUGUUCUUCAGUCAGCAACAGCACAUAUAAUUGGUGACCCCUCUUUACAUGGUGAUGUCUGGUCAUGGUUGGAAUUCAUCCUCACGUCCAUCUUCAGUGCCCUUUGGGUCCUUCCUCUCUUUGUUCUCAGCAAAGUUGUCAAUGCCAUCUGGUUUCAGGAUAUUGCUGAUCUGGCAUUUGAAGUGUCAGGAAGGAAGCCCCAGCCUUUUCCCAGUGUCAGUAAAAUUAUUGCUGAUAUGUUGUUUAACCUUUUACUGCAAGCUCUCUUUCUCAUCCAGGGGAUGAUUGUAAGUUUGUUUCCCAUUGAUAUCAUAGGCCAGCUGGUCGGCCUGCUUCAUAUGUCGUUGCUCUACUCUCUGUACUGUUUUGAGUACCGUUGGUUUAACAAAGGUUAGUGCGCCUGUUUCUUUCAAAACCU
Anolis sagrei ordinatus is the source of this 829-nucleotide messenger RNA. The record is from RefSeq and is a predicted model, not a curated record. Lineage: Eukaryota; Metazoa; Chordata; Lepidosauria; Squamata; Anolidae.